This is a messenger RNA of Leucoraja erinaceus (little skate), 3437 nucleotides long. RefSeq names its product egl-9 family hypoxia-inducible factor 2 (gene egln2). The record is from RefSeq and is a predicted model, not a curated record. Bases 292 to 2181 code for a protein of 629 amino acids. Gene Ontology annotation, molecular function: ferrous iron binding; peptidyl-proline 4-dioxygenase activity; L-ascorbic acid binding. Gene Ontology annotation, cellular component: nucleus; cytoplasm. Lineage: Eukaryota; Metazoa; Chordata; Chondrichthyes; Rajiformes; Rajidae. Gene Ontology annotation, biological process: cellular response to hypoxia; peptidyl-proline hydroxylation to 4-hydroxy-L-proline. The transcript is spliced from 5 exons.
UGGAGACAAGGUGGAGGCGCCCCGGGUUCCCGCUGCAGCCGCCGUUGUCGCCGCAACAGCCGCCGAUGCAGCCACCAAUGCAGCCCGCGGCGCAUGCAUUCUGUUAAAUGCAACGGCGGGCAGGCGGCGGACGCAUGCAACCUGCACGGGAGACCGCGGAUUUUGUUGCAGCUCUGCAGCGGCGGGCGGGCGGGCGGGGGGCAGUGAGAUGAGGUGCAGCCGCAUUGGUGCCGCCGCCGCCGGGUGCUGCAGGCUGCAGCCGCAUGGCCUGAGGACGUGAGCGAAGCACCCAUGGCGGAGCCGCUGCAUGGGUGCGGAGCGGCUGCGGCUGCGGUUCUGCCCGGGGCUGGGGCCGGGAUCUGGGGGCUCCCCGCCCCGCACCCUGCCCGCAUGGGGCCGCAGCGCCUGCACUUGUGUGGCCGUGCGGCCAGAGACAAUGUAUCCAGGCAGCUGGCUACAGUAGCGACUGGCACACACAUGGCUACAGGAUUGGCUGGCACCAACUUCGCUACAGGUUCGCCUGGCACCAACUUGGCGACAUUAUCGACUGGCACUACAAUGGCUACAAUAUCGACUGGCACACAAAUGGCUACAGUAUCGACUAGCACACACAUGGCUACAGGAUUGGCUGGCACCAACUUCGCUACAGUAUUGCCUGGCACACACUUGGCGACACCGACUGCCACACAAAUGGCUACAGUAUCGCCUGGCACACAUUUGGCUACAAGAUUGACUGGCACACACAUGGCUACAGGAUUGACUGGCACCAACUUCGCUACAGGUUCGACUGGCACAAACUUGGCUACAAGAUUGACUGGCACACAAAUGGCUACAGUAUCGACUGGCACACAUUUGGCUACAAGAUUGACUGGCACCAACUUCGCUACAGGUUCACCUGGCACAAACCUGGCGACAUUAUCAACUGGCACUACAAUGGCUACAGUAUUGCCUGGCACCAACUUCACUACAGUAUCGACUGGCACACACAUGGCUACAGUAUCGACUGGCACUACAAUAGCUACAAGACUGACUGACACCAACUUCGCUACAGUAUCCACUGGCACACAUUUGGCGACAGUAUCUCCUGACACACAAAUUGAUACAGUUUUGCCUGGAACAGGUGACUACCUGCUACCAGCACCCCUGGGAUCCCAGGUGGUGACAAUGAGCACCACUCCGGGAGGAGAGCACUCCAGGACGCAUUACCCCGACUUUUACCAGCCCGACGACCUCUUGCUCGCCCUCGACCCCAUCUUCAGCGCCCUCUCGGGAGAGCAGCAAGCCCCGGGCAAGAGGAAGGGGUCGGAUCACGGCACUUGGCAGGGAGAGGCUGGCACGGGUCUGGCCCAGCACAAGAGGAAGAGGCUGGAGAACGGGGAGGGGGGUGGGGGUGCCAAGCUGGCCAAUGGGCACGACGUGGGCAAGCUGCGCAACGGGGAGGGCGUGAGGCUGGUGGGCGACGGAGAGACGGGGCAGGCGGGGGCAGUGCCGAGGACGCAGAGCCGGGAGCUGGUGAACAAGUACAUCGUGCCCUGCAUGAACUGCUACGGCAUCUGCGUCAAGGACAACUUCCUCGGUGGGGCACUGGGCGGGCAGAUCCUGCUGGAGGUCCUGUCCCUCCACCGGAACGGGACCCUGAUGGACGGGCGGGUGGUCAGCCCGCUCACCGUGCCCACCCGCAGCAUCCGAGGGGACAAGAUCGCCUGGGUGGAGGGCACCGAGCCCGACUGUGCUGGCAUUGGGCAGCUGAUGGGCAGAAUCGACGAGCUCAUCAUCUAUAGCACUGGCAGGCUGGGCAACUAUGAGAUCAACGGCAGGACCAAGGCCAUGGUGGCCUGUUACCCUGGCCAUGGAACGGGCUACGUCCGACACAUUGACAAUCCCAAUGGCGAUGGCCGUUGUGUGACCUGUAUUUAUUACCUGAACAGGGACUGGGACGUCAGUGUCCACGGCGGCUUGCUGCAGAUCUUUCCCGAAAACCGCUCGGAGGUGGCGAACAUCGAGCCUCUAUUCGACAGGUUGUUAAUUUUCUGGUCGGACCGGAGAAACCCUCACGAGGUGAAGCCUGCGUUUGCCACCAGGUACGCCAUUACUGUCUGGUAUUUUGAUGGCAAGGAGCGGAUUGAAGCCAAAGAGCGAUUCAAGAGGGCCUCAGCCCAGAAAGCCUUGACGUUCGACUAGACGGGGGCGAUGUGAAUCUGUUAGGUCGCCAUGCGGGGAGACGGCGUGCUGCCUUCCCGAUGGAUCAGCCUCUCCAUGGAACGCUGCAGCCUCCGGAGAGGACUAUCCUGGCCUGAGCCAGCCCCGUUGUUCAAAGGCAAAUUGGCCCGGGUCAGGACGAGGGGACCAUGACCCCCCUCCACCCCCUCUGUUCGUUGGGGUGCGGGGGUCAACGCAUUGACGUUGGGGUUGGGGUUGGGGCUUUUAAUGAUUUUCCACCCACCCUCACCGCCCCACCUGUUCCAGUGAGGAUCUCCCCUUCACCCCCCCCCCCCUCCAUCGUCGCCCACCCUUCCAUUCCCCCUCGAGCCACAUUCAACAGGACCAGUGCUCCAAUCAUCUGCCUCCACGACCAACAACCAUGGCAUCUCAAGAUAGACACAGAGUGCUGGAGCAACUCAGCGGGUCAGGCAGCAUCUCUAGAGAACAUGGACACAGAGUGCUGGAGCAACUCAGCGGGUCAGGCAGCAUCACUGGAGCGAUGAUUUAAGACUGAGAUGAGGAAACAUUUUUUUCACCCAGAGAGCUGUGGAUCUGUGGAAUUCUCUGCCACAGAGGCUGUGGAGGCCAAUUCACUGGAUGUUUUCAAGAGCGAGUUAGAUUUAGCUCUUAGGGCUACGGAAUCAAGGGAUAUGGGGGAAAAGCAGGAACGGGGUACUGUUUUGGAUGAUCAGCCAUGGCUCGAAGGGUCGAAUGGCCUGCACUUAUUUUUCUGUUUCUAGAGAAGGAAUGGGAGAUGUUUCAGGUCGAGACCCUUUCUCAGACUGAAGACCCUAAGAACGUCACCCAUUUGUUCUCUCCAGAGAUGCUGCCUCUCCUGCUGAGUUCCUGUGCCUGUCUUUGGAGAUAAUGUCUGGAACAGAUUGGACCCUACAAGUGCCGAACUAGAGCCAUUGAAUGUGUGCGUGUAAUCUGUAACUUCAGUUGCACUGUAAAAUAUUCUAACGGUGGAUUUAUAUUUGAGAUUAAUUCUUUGCAGAACAAUUAUUUGAAUUUUUUUCACCCAAUUGUGUUUGGAAAAGCUUCUGAUUUAUUGCAUGUUUUCUUUACUCCAGUGGGUGAAGGGUUGACAUCCCGAAUCAUCGAAAUUGUUAAAACGUUUUCUGAUUUUGUGCAAAAAGAAAAAGUGUAUUGCAUUCAACAAAGCACUUUCCAAGAUCCUGACAUUGUAUUGGUAAAAGGGCUGUGAAUUUGGAUUAAAACUGAAUUUUUUCUCU